GGGGCGUGCGGGAACUGCGUGCGUUUGCGCUGUGCGGCCCCGCUCGCGGCGUCAUGGCGCGCCUGCUCCGGGCGUUCCGGGGCCUGCCCUUCCUAGAAGUGUGCCGGCGGACCGUAGGGGACGGAGCGGGCAGCUGCGGCGCCGACACGAGGGCGUGUCUCGCGAACGCAGGGUCCCUCACGAAGCGUGAGCCGUCUCUCACGGAGGCCGAGUGGCAGAAGAAGCUGACUCUGGAGCAGUUCUACGUCACGAGACGAAAAGGAACGGAGCCGCCGUUCAGUGGGAUCUACCUGCAUAACGAGGAGUCGGGAAUGUAUCACUGCGUGUGCUGCGGCAGCCCGCUCUUCAGUUCUGAGAAAAAGUACUGCUCUGGCACCGGAUGGCCUUCGUUUUCUGAGGCUCAUGGGACAUCUGGCUCCGACGAAAGUGACACGGGGAUCCUGAGACGCACAGACACCUCAUUAGGAUUCCCUUGCACCGAGGUUGUCUGCAAGCAGAGAGAUUCGAAUUCCCACGACCGUGAACCUGAGCCGACGUCAGCGAUGCAUGUGACCUGUGGCAUAGAGGUGAUCCUCUAUAAUUUCUGAGACCAGCCAGGAGAUGUCUGCCUUGGUCCUGCCCUCCUUCUGGGGGAAGCCAGCUGCCACAGAAGACAUCCCCCCUUCUCGAGGCUGCCAUGCAGGAGAGGCCUCACUAGGAUCUUUAUAGUACCAGGUGGUUGCACCUAAGUGACCUUCAUCAGUGUCACAUGGACAGAACUGUCCCUCCAAACCUGCCUGAACUCAUGGCCCAAAAAUAAAACAGUGGUUUGGGGGGCA
Suricata suricatta (meerkat) is the source of this 818-nucleotide messenger RNA. RefSeq names its product methionine sulfoxide reductase B2 (gene MSRB2). Gene Ontology annotation, molecular function: peptide-methionine (R)-S-oxide reductase activity. Gene Ontology annotation, biological process: response to oxidative stress; protein repair. NCBI's taxonomy places the organism in Eukaryota, Metazoa, Chordata, Mammalia, Carnivora, Herpestidae. The record is from RefSeq and is a predicted model, not a curated record. The transcript is spliced from 5 exons. The coding region runs from base 54 to 587 and encodes 177 amino acids. Gene Ontology annotation, cellular component: cytoplasm.